Molecule: messenger RNA, 456 nt
Organism: Diutina rugosa
Lineage: Eukaryota; Fungi; Ascomycota; Pichiomycetes; Serinales; Debaryomycetaceae
Gene: FCA1
Product: cytosine deaminase
Exons: 1
Coding region: 1-456 (151 amino acids)
Cellular component (GO): nucleus; cytoplasm
Molecular function (GO): diaminohydroxyphosphoribosylaminopyrimidine deaminase activity
Source: RefSeq, a predicted model, not a curated record
AUGGCUUUCGACGACGCUAAGGGCAUGCAAAUCGCUUUUGAAGAAGCGCAAAAGGGCUACGAGGAAGGGGGCAUCCCCAUUGGUGCCGCCUUGGUCGCCGAAGACGGCACCGUGUUGGGCCGCGGCCACAACAUGAGAUUCCAAAAGGGGUCGGCCACUUUGCACGGCGAAACAUCGUGCUUGGAAAACGCUGGCCGUCUCAACGGCAAGGUGUACAAGAACUGCACCAUGUACACGACGUUGUCCCCCUGUCCCAUGUGCACUGGCGCGUGUCUCUUGUACGGUAUUAAGCGCGUAGUCAUGGGUGAGAACACCAACUUUGUCGGUGCCGAAGAAUGGUUGAAGCACGAAGGCGUUGAGCUCGUCAACUUGGACCACCAAGGGUGCAAGGACUUGAUGAAGAAGUUCAUUGACGAAAGACCCGAGGACUGGAACGAAGACAUUGGCGAGGAAUAG